Molecule: messenger RNA, 3396 nt
Organism: Grus americana (Whooping crane)
Lineage: Eukaryota; Metazoa; Chordata; Aves; Gruiformes; Gruidae
Gene: ZNF574
Product: zinc finger protein 574
Exons: 2
Coding region: 94-2673 (859 amino acids)
Biological process (GO): regulation of immune system process; regulation of cytokine production; negative regulation of transcription by RNA polymerase II
Source: RefSeq, a predicted model, not a curated record
GGGUGCCGGCGGGGGAAGGGGGAGAGAGAGGGAGCGAGAGCGGGAGUGAGACGGGAGACCCCCCCCUCCCCGCUUUCCACCCCCUUCCCCGCCAUGUCGGAGCCUUCGGAGGAGACGGUGCUGUACGUGGAGCAUCGUUACGUCUGCUCGGAGUGCAGCCACCUCUCGGCCUCGCUGGAGGACGCCCUCCUCCACCAACAACACCACUUGGGCCCCCAGCAGCACCAGCAACAGCAUCACUACGAACUGGUGGGUUUGGCGGGGGAUUAUCAAGCUUUGGCGAUGCCGGAAAGCAGUCAGUACCAAUGUCUGGAGUGCGGGCAGCUCUUGGUAUCGCCGGGACAACUGCUGGAACACCAAGAGAUGCACAUCAAGUUGUUAGGACAAGAACCGGAACCUUCCCCCGUCGUUAAAGCUCCUCCCGGCGCCGGGCAGAUUCAUUACGAGUGCGUGGAAUGUAAAGCUCUUUUUACCAACCAGGAGGUUUGGUUAGCUCACCGGCAAAGCCACCGUGCCGAUCCUCCGGCUCCUCAAAUCCUCGGUCAAGGUCAAAACCAAGCUUUGGUGGAUCUGGAACAUUCUUACCGUAAACCGGAGGAAGAGGAGGAGGAAGAAGAGGAGGAGGAAGGCGGGGCGGAGAGCGGCGGCGGCGGCGGCACGGUUCAGCUCCUCCUCUACGAGUGCGGCGAGUGCCUGCAGCUUUUCCAAACCCCCAAAGACUUUUUGGAACACCAAGCCGCUCAUUUGGCCGCCCCGGCGCUUAACGGCGGCGGUAACGAGGCGCCGCCGGCCGCCGAUCACAGCUACGAGCUGAAGGACGACCCCGAGGAGGCGACGCCGGUAACGCCGCCGGUAACGCCGCCGGUAACGACGCCGGCGCGACGGCCGGCCGAGCACCGUUGCGCCGAGUGCGAGCAGCUCUUCCCCACGGCUCACCAGCUCCAGCUCCACCUGCGUUGUCACCGGCUGGGGGCUUUCCAGUGUCCCCUUUGCAGCAAGGUGUUGCCGUCCCCGCCGGCUCUGGAACAACACCUGGGGGGUCACAGCGGCGAAUCCCAUUUCCUCUGCCUGGAUUGCGGUUUGGCUUUCGACACCGAAGCCGUUCUCCUGGCUCACCGGCGCACGCACUGCCCCAACCCCCUCCACCGCUGCCCCUGCGGCAAAGCUUUCGUCAACAUGACCAAAUUCCUCUACCACCGACGCACCCACGGCACCCCCCCGACCAUCCGGAUGCACCCCGAGCCCUCCCCGACCGCCGAAAACCCCGCGCCGAUGACGCCGCCGACGCCGGCGGAGACGGCUGUGCCGCUCGCCGUUAUCUACUCCUCGGACGUCGGCGAAGCGCCGGGUCCCAGCUACCGCUGCCUGAUGUGCAGCAAAGUUUUUUCCAAACACCCGCAGCUGGCGCGGCACCAACGUUUCGUGCACCGCCUGGAACGCCGCCACAAAUGCCCCACUUGCGGGAAAAUGUUCAAAAAAAAAUCCCACGUCCGUAACCACCUCCUGACCCACACCGGCGAACGACCUUUCCACUGCAAGGAGUGCGGCAAGAGCUUCAACUCGCAGGCCAACCUCCUCCGGCACCGCCUGACGCACACCGGCGAGCGGCCCUACGAGUGCGAGGUGUGCCACAAGCGUUUCACCCAAUCCUCCACCCUCCGGCAACACCUUUUCGUCCACAGCCGUCGGUAUCCCUACAAAUGCCAGGAGUGCGGCGUUCGCUUCCACCGUCCUUACCGUCUCCUCAUGCACCGGUACCACCACACCGGCGAAUAUCCCUACAAGUGCCAGCAGUGCGGGCGUUCCUUUCUCCUCCGACGGCUUUUGGAGGUCCACCAGCUCAGCCACGCCGGACGGCAACCCCAAAUCUGCGCCGGCUGCGGCGCCGCCUUCGUCACCUCCCUCCAGCUUCGCGAACACAAGUGCGGUAAAAUCAGCCGGCGUUUCGAGUGUCCCACCUGCGGUAAGAAAGUGGGAUCGGCCGCGCGGCUCCGGGCGCACGAGAGGGUCCACGGCGUUCCCGGCGAACCCCCGGCUCCCCCGGCGCCGCCGAUUUCUCCUCCGGCGCCGCCGCGUCGUCCUCCUUGCCCCAAAAGCUUCGAAUGCGGCGACUGCAAAAAGCUUUUCAGCACCGAAACCUCCCUCCAAGUCCACCGCCGCAUCCACACCGGCGAACGCCCCUACCCCUGCCCCGACUGCGGCAAAGCCUUCCGGCAAUCCACCCACCUGAAGGAUCACCGGCGCCUCCACACCGGCGAAAAACCUUUUAAGUGCGAAGAAUGCGGCAAAGCCUUCGCCAUCGCCGUGCGGUUGGCCGAACACCGGCGCAUCCACACCGGCGAACGCCCUUACCGUUGCGAGGCUUGCGGUAAAGCUUACCGCUCCUUCUCCAACCUCUGGAAACACCGAAAGCUUCACCAGCAGCAACGGCUCCAGCACGAACGCGACGUCCUGGCGGAGGCGCAGGCAGCUGCCGGUGCCGUAACCGGUGCCGUAACCGGCGCCGUAACCGGUGCCGUAACCGGCGGCGUAACCGGCGGCGCCGGGCAGGACUACGGCAGCGCGUUGGCCAUCGUGGAGACCAUCGAGAUUUAUCCCGCGCCCCCCGAAAACCAGACGCCCGUCGUUAGCGAGGGGGGGGCUCUGGGUGACGUCACCGGGGAGGGGGUCUGAAGCGCAUUGGGGGGGGGGGGGGAAUGACCCUGGGGGGGUCCUGGCUCUGCGCUAGGGGGGGGUCACCCUAAAUUUGGGGAUGUGAGGGGGGCUGGGGGACACCCCUGGCACCCCCUUGGGAGGUCCUGGCUCUGCCCUAGGGGGGGGUCACCCUAAAUUUGGGGAUGUGAGGGGGGCUGGGGACCCCCCCCCCAUGUCCCCCCAGUCCUGCCCUGGGGGGGGGGGUCUCACCCCAUUUUAGGGACACGAGGGGACUGUGGAGCCCCCUGUCGUCCCCCCCCCCCCUUGGGGGUCCCAGCUCUGCCCUGGGGGGGCUGUACCCCCAUUUUGGGGACAUGAGGGGGCCUGGGCACCCCCCCAUCACCCCAGCCCUGCCGUGGGGGGGGGGGGCCCUCAGCCCCAUUUUGGGGACAUGAGGGGGCUGGGGGACCCCCUGUCACCCACCAGGCCCCCCCCUACCUUCCCCAGGGGUCUCGCCCCCAUUUCGGGGGGGGGGGGGGUAAUGAGGCCAUUGUCCCCCUGUCCCCCCCCCCGGGGAUGUCCCCAUGGUGCAGCGGGGUCUUCCUGCCCCGCCCCCCCUCCAUGCACCCCCGUUUUGGGGAUGGGGGGGGUCAGCAGGGCUGUCCCCCCCCCCUCGGAUUCAGGCGGGUGUUGGUGCCCCCCCCCCAUUGCCGCGGGGGGGGCGGGGGUUAAUUCCUGAUGCAAUUAAAAGCGAGAAAUGGA